This is a messenger RNA of Tripterygium wilfordii, 1676 nucleotides long. Its product is annotated as BTB/POZ and TAZ domain-containing protein 3. Bases 250 to 1476 code for a protein of 408 amino acids. Gene Ontology annotation, molecular function: protein binding. Lineage: Eukaryota; Viridiplantae; Streptophyta; Magnoliopsida; Celastrales; Celastraceae. The record is from RefSeq and is a predicted model, not a curated record. The transcript is spliced from 7 exons.
UCAUCUGCAAAAGGAUAUAUAUACAUAUACAUAUACAUAUACAUAUACAUAUACAUAUAUAUUUCAAUAAUUUGUUAAUUGUAGCAGAUAUUUGAUGAUAUUGAUAUGAUGAUGGAGGUUCUUUUGCAAUACAGGUCCCAAUUCUGAGGCAAAUCUCAGUUUCUUUUUUGACGAAGAAGAUUGCAUCUUUUUUUUUUUGCGAUCUUUCAGCAAAAUUGUAUAUUAAUUGUAUAGAAACCUGAGUAGUUGAUGGCUUCACCAGAUAUUGAUUCCCCGUGGCUAUCAUUGAAUGGUGACUCCGUCUACCGAUCUUUUAGUAUACACACGGUAGACGAAGAAAAUCCAGGUGAUAUUUUAUCUGAGUUGGAAGCUCCCAAAUCUUCUGUAUCUAAUAACCAUACUAUUCCAAAAGCACCUCCACUCCCAACUAGCAUUGCUACUGGCGCCAAAUAUCCCAAAAGGCUUCCGGAGUGUUGCUUUCUCCUGAAGGAAACAAAGGCCAAGUGGGACAAACUUUUCAAGGAAGGUUAUGGUGCGGAUGUUUAUAUUAUCACUAGGGCCAAUUCACACAUUCCUGCUCAUUCCAGUGUUCUAAGUGUUGCGUCACCAGUGCUUGGCAAUAUUCUGACCCAGUCAAAAGCUAAGAAUGGUAUGAUAUGCAUUAAGAUUCCUGGAGUACCAUGUGAAGCUGUCUAUGCAUUCACUCGUUUUCUGUACUCGUCCUGCUAUGAGGAGGAAGAGAUGAAGAAGUUUGUCCUUCAUUUGUUGGUUUUAUCACACACCUACUCUGUUCCAUCACUGAAGAGACUUUGCAUAUACCAUAUGGAGCAAGGCUGGAUGACCAAAGAAAAUGUGAUUGACGUACUUCAGUUAGCGCUGAAAUGUGAUGCACCUCGACUGUUUUUUAUUUGCGUUCGUAUGAUUGUGAAAGACUUCAAACAAAUAUCUUCAACUGAAGGCUGGAAAGUGAUGAAGCGUGCUAAUCCUGCCCUCGAGCAAGACCUUGUCGAGUCUGUCGUCGAAGCAGAUUCUAGAAAGGAAGAAAGGUUGAGAAAAAUGGAAGAGAAAAAAGUUUACGUGCAGCUGCAUGAGGCAAUGGAGGCUCUUCUUCACAUUUGCAGGGAUGGAUGUAGGACAAUCGGACCUCGCGACAAAGCGCUGAGAGAAAGUCAGGUUGCCUGCAAUUUCCCUGCUUGUAAGGGGCUGGAAACUUUAGUUCGUCAUUUCUCCAAUUGCAAGACUCGAGUCCCAGGCGGAUGUGUUCACUGCAAACGAAUGUGGCAGCUUCUAGAACUGCAUUCUCGCAUGUGCGACGAGCCAGACUCUUGCAAGGUGCCUCUUUGUAGACAUUUCAAAGAGAAAAUGCAGCAGCAGACCAAAAAGGAUGAAGCAAAGUGGAAACUGUUAGUUAGCAAAGUGAUAGCAGUGAAAAUUGCGAUUGGACCAUUCUCAUCUCGGUCCUCAAGUUUACUAUGACUCCUGUAAAUUAGUUCUGCGGAAUAAGUUCCUAAUGUUCCUCCAUAUCUGCAAGCAAUAAUGGGAACUGUAAAGAAAGUAUUUGUUACAAACAGCUAGAGAAUGUUUUGUUCUAUAAGGAUGAAAAGGCACACAGCAUGUUAAAGUCCGCUACUUUGCUACUUCUUGGAUACUCUUCAUAUUUCAACUUGUUAAUCCAA